CAUCUCUGGAUUGACCACUGAAACAGCUGAUUGACGCCAACAAACAACGCGAAAUUCUCAUUAAAAUGCAUUUAAAUUUAUAAAUUAAAUAGACUAAUCAAAAAUAAGUUCAUGCGCCGCUUGUUUACAUCGUUCAACGCCCAAAUAAUGUCGAAAAACAAAGGAAAAUCAAAGGCCACUGCUGAAAGUGCCAAAACCGAUGCAAAAUCCACGCCGGCUAAAGAAAUCAGUCCGAUUUCCGUGGACAAAAGCGGGAAUAUAUGCAUUCAAAUCCUGGCAAAGCCGGGAGCAAAGCAGAAUGGAAUCACUGGGAUUGGGAUGGAGGGCGUGGGCGUCCAAAUAGCAGCUCCUCCAAGCGAGGGAGAAGCCAACGCGGAACUGGUAAAGUUCCUCUCCAAAGUUCUUGGUCUCCGAAAGAGCGAUGUAUCUCUGGACAAGGGAUCUCGAUCCCGCAACAAGAUAAUACUGAUCAGCAAGGGAGUGUCCACAGUGGAAGCCAUUGAGCAGCUGCUUCGAAAAGAAUCCGAAUCAUGAAGGUCACAAUUCUCCCAAUAAAUACCCAUUCACAAUUUGAUUUAACUCGACUGUUUUUUUUUUACUAAGUAUAAGCGGAAAUAAAUUAUUAUAUCUUGUAUAUAAUCAUGAUAAUAAUUGUAAAGCCAUAUUCAUGGACCACCAGUAAGUCGGUGGUAAAAUUUUUAAUAUAGGCCGCUUUGCUAAUCAUCUGAUUUAUAAACCCCUUUAUUGUUUUCCCCCAAUAAAUAUCCACUCAGAAUUUGAUUUUUAAAA
Drosophila gunungcola (fruit fly) is the source of this 789-nucleotide messenger RNA. Its product is annotated as UPF0235 protein C15orf40 homolog. Bases 112 to 534 code for a protein of 140 amino acids. The record is from RefSeq and is a predicted model, not a curated record. Lineage: Eukaryota; Metazoa; Arthropoda; Insecta; Diptera; Drosophilidae. The transcript has a single exon. Gene Ontology annotation, cellular component: cytoplasm.